CAGGCAGAGGAAGUUCCGGGACCCUCCCUGCGCCGGGCCCACCUCCGCUUCCUGCCUGCCGCCGCCUCACCUUGUGCCCAGUGUCUGGACCGCCCCCGAACUGCCUGGGAAAUGUGACCUUAACUCUGGGGGGCCGCCUGGCCCUCAGCCCCGGCCUGCCUUCCUCCCUGGGUCCUCCUCGAGCCUCUGAACCCACCAUUCCUCAGGCCAGGCUGUGGACACUGGCUCCUGGGGCUGUGCUGGGCACAAGUGGGCACCUGCGCCGGCCCCACCUGUGCCCGGGCUGCGGCCCUUCCCCGCAGGGCGCCCACCAUGGCCCCUCCGCUCCUGCUGCUGCUGCUGGCCGGCGGAGCGGCCGCCUGCCCGCUGCCCUGCGUCUGCCAGAACCUGUCGGAGUCGCUCAGCACCCUCUGCGCCCACCGAGGCCUGCUGUUUGUGCCACCCAACGUGGACCGGCGCACGGUGGAGCUGCGUCUGGCCGACAACUUCAUCCAGGCCCUGGGGCCUCCUGACUUCCGCAACAUGACCGGGCUGGUGGACCUGACGCUGUCCCGCAAUGCCAUCACCCGCAUUGGGGCCCGCGCCUUUGGCGACCUGGAGAGCCUGCGCUCCCUGCACCUGGACGGCAACCGGCUGGUGGAGCUGGGCAGCGGCAGCCUGCGGGGCCCUGUCAACCUGCAGCACCUCAUCCUCAGUGGUAACCAGCUGGGCCGCAUCGCGCCGGGGGCCUUCGAUGACUUCCUCGACAGCCUCGAGGACCUGGACCUGUCCUACAACAACCUCCGGCAGGUGCCCUGGGCCGGCAUCGGCGCCAUGCCUGCCCUGCACACCCUCAACCUGGACCACAACCUCAUCGACGCGCUGCCGCCCGGCGCCUUUGCCCAGCUGGGUCAGCUCUCCCGCCUGGACCUCACGUCUAACCGCCUGGCCACACUGGCCCCAGACCCGCUCUUCUCGCGCGGACGUGAAGCUGAGGCUUCCCCCGCCCCGCUGGUGCUGAGCUUCAGCGGGAAUCCGCUGCACUGCAACUGCGAGCUGCUGUGGCUGCGGCGCCUGGCGCGGCCCGACGACCUGGAGACCUGCGCCUCCCCGCCCAGCCUGGCCGGCCGCUACUUCUGGGCGGUGCCCGAGGGCGAGUUCUCCUGCGAGCCGCCGCUCAUCGCCCGCCACACGCAGCGCCUGUGGGUGCUCGAGGGCCAGCGGGCCACGCUGCGAUGCCGCGCGCUCGGGGACCCGGCUCCCACCAUGCACUGGGUUGGCCCUGACGACCGGCUGGUUGGCAACUCCUCCCGCGCCUGGGCUUUCCCCAACGGGACCCUGGAGAUCGGGGUGACGAGCGCCGGGGACGCAGGAGGCUACACCUGCAUUGCCACCAACCCUGCUGGGGAGGCCACCGCCCAAGUGGAGCUCCGGGUGCUGGCCCUGCCCCAUGGCGGGAACAGCAGCGCGGAGGGCGGCCGCCCCGGGCCCUCGGACAUCGCUGCCUCUGCUCGAACUGCUGCCGAGGGCGAGGGGGCUCUGGAGACGGAGCCUGUAGUGCAAGUGACAGAGGUGACCGCCACCUCGGGGCUUGUGAGCUGGGGCCCGGGGCGGCCCGCGGACCCCGUGUGGAUGUUCCAAAUCCAGUACAACAGCAGUGAAGAUGAGACCCUCAUCUACCGGAUCGUCCCAGCCUCCAGUCACCACUUCCUGCUCAAGCACCUGGUACCGGAUGCUGACUACGACCUCUGCCUGCUGGCCCUGUCGCCGGCUGCCGGGCCCUCGGACCUCACGGCCACCAGGUUGCUGGGCUGCGCCCACUUCUCCACACUGCCCGCCACACCCCUGUGCCACGCCCUGCAGGCCCACGUGCUGGGCGGGACGCUCACUGUGGCUGUGGGCGGGGUGCUGGUGGCUGCCUUACUGGUCUUCACUGUGGCCUUGCUGGUUCGGGGCCGGGGAGCUGGGAACGGCCGCCUCCCACUCAAGCUGAGCCACGUCCAGUCCCAGACCAACGGGGGCCCCAGCCCCACGCCCAAGACGCACCCGCCGCGCAGCCCCCCGCCCCGGCCCCAGCGCAGCUGCUCUCUGGACCUGGGGGACAGCGGCGGCUGCUACGGGUACGCCAGGCGUCUGGGGGGCGCCUGGGCGCGGCGGAGCCACUCUGUACAUGGGGGGCUGCUGGGGGCGGGGUGUCGGGGCCUCGGGGGCAGCGCAGAGCGGCUGGAGGAGAGCGUGGUGUGAUGGGAACAGCGUCCCCGCUGCCCUGAGGAGCGAGUGGCGUCCUGUGCUGGCCGAAGGUGAGGGCGGCGCUCCGCCCUGCUCCCCUCCUGGUUUUUAUCCUCGGUACCUCAGGCUCCCCGUGUUCUUGGUGGGACAGCAAGCCCUUUCCUCAGUUCUGGCCUCCAGACUGGGGGACAGGGACAGGUCCCUCCGACAGGUGCUCAGAGCCACCAAGGCAGAGGCUGCGGCCACCAAGUGGGAGUCUCAUUUCUAUUUAUAAUAAAAUUGUUGGGGA
Messenger RNA from Dipodomys spectabilis (banner-tailed kangaroo rat), 2497 nucleotides. RefSeq names its product leucine rich repeat and fibronectin type III domain containing 4 (gene Lrfn4). Lineage: Eukaryota; Metazoa; Chordata; Mammalia; Rodentia; Heteromyidae. The record is from RefSeq and is a predicted model, not a curated record. The transcript is spliced from 2 exons. Gene Ontology annotation, molecular function: protein binding. Bases 313 to 2223 code for a protein of 636 amino acids.